Molecule: messenger RNA, 1502 nt
Organism: Ziziphus jujuba (common jujube)
Lineage: Eukaryota; Viridiplantae; Streptophyta; Magnoliopsida; Rosales; Rhamnaceae
Product: cytochrome b561 and DOMON domain-containing protein At5g47530
Exons: 3
Coding region: 76-1272 (398 amino acids)
Source: RefSeq, a predicted model, not a curated record
CAGCCCUUGUUUUUUUUUUUUUUUUUUUUUGCAACCCUCAAAGAAAGUAUAGCUCUUCCAUAUCUAUAAUCCACCAUGGACAAAGCUUCAAAAGCUCUGCUAUUUUCAUGUGUUCUGUUUUCAAUCUGUGCUUCAUCGUUUGCUCAAACAUGCAAGAGCUAUACUUUCAGCAACAAUGCCAUAUACAGUUCUUGCCUCGACCUUCCUGUAUUGAGUUCAUUCCUCCAUUGGAACUAUUCCCAAACAUCAAGCACACUUGACAUAGCUUUCAGACACACAGGAGCUUCAUCCUCCAAAUGGGUUUCUUGGGCCAUCAAUCCUCGGGGUCUUGCAAUGGCGGGAUCGCAGGCUCUUGUUGCCUACGAAAAAAGUGGAGUCUUCCAUGCCUAUACCUCACCUAUAGCUAGUACCAGUACAGAUCUCGCCGAGGGCAAUUUGAGCUUUGGGGUUUCGAAUCUUUCAGCGAGUUUCGCGAACACCGAGAUCACCAUAUUCGCAAAGUUGGUGCUUUCCGAUGGCGAGACUAAGGUGAACCAGGUCUGGCAAGAAGGUAAUAUGGUCAAUGGAGUUCCUCAGAUUCAUGCCACCAGCGGCCCAAACAUGCAAUCCACGGCAACUCUCGAUUUACUUACUGAACAAGCCAGCAACACCGGAGGAGGAACAGAUUCUAAGCUUCGACGCAAGAAUGUUCAUGGAGUACUAAGCGCAGUAAGUUGGGGAGUUUUGUUGCCAAUAGGAGCAAUGAUGGCUAGGUACCUAAAAGUGUUCAAAGCAGCAGACCCUGCAUGGUUCUACUUGCAUAUUGCUUGCCAAACUUCUGCUUAUGCUGUUGGAGUUGCUGGUUGGGCAACAGGUCUUAAACUUGGUAUUGAAUCUUCUGGUGUUCAAUAUAACCUGCAUAGAAACAUUGGAAUAGUCCUUUUCAGCCUUGGAACACUUCAGCUAUUUGCUUUGCUCUUGAGGCCAAAGAAAGAUCAUAAAUACAGAUUGUAUUGGAAUAUCUAUCAUCAUUCUGCUGGUUAUGCUGUGAUUAUUCUAAGCAUCAUCAACGUUUUCGAAGGAUUAGAAAUUUUGGAACCUGGAAAGGACUGGAAAAGGGCAUAUAUUGCAAUCCUUAUUUGCUUAGGUUCCAUUGCAGCCAUGUUAGAAGCUGUAACAUGGUACAUUGUUAUAAAGAGGAAAAGGGUCAGCUCUGACAAGUUUCAGCACAACAUAAAUGGUUCAGCAUAUGGAGUUAAUGGUCAUGGUAAUGGGACACACCAGGUUGUGUAGAUAUAUAAGAGUAAUUAGACUUUGUACUUUUCUAAGAUUCUCUGUAAUUUUUUUUUUUUUUUUUUUAUAAUUUUUUUUUGGGGGUAGUUUUUAACACCAUGGUUGAGAGUUACAGAGAGCUUGAUAAUUUGUUGUGCUGUUAGAAUUCUUCUUUUCGCUUGUAGCCUACUCAUGACUUUGUUGUAUACAACUUUCUCGGUGAUUAUACAGAGUUUUAUUUAUUUUGUUUU